Camelina sativa (false flax) is the source of this 270-nucleotide messenger RNA. The record is from RefSeq and is a predicted model, not a curated record. NCBI's taxonomy places the organism in Eukaryota, Viridiplantae, Streptophyta, Magnoliopsida, Brassicales, Brassicaceae.
UCGUUGUAUCAAGAAAUGGUGGAAGAGAAAGAGGAAGAAGAGGACAUGAGGGAAGCAUUUAGAGUAUUUGAUCAAAAUGGUGAUGGAUUCAUUACAGAUGAAGAGCUGAGGUCAGUGCUUGCAUCAAUGGGGUUGAAGCAAGGAAGAACACUUGAAGAUUGCAAGAAAAUGAUAAGUAAGGUUGACGUUGAUGGAGAUGGUAUGGUUAAUUUUAAGGAGUUCAAGCAAAUGAUGAGGGGUGGUGGGUUUGCUGCUCUUAGCUCCAAUUAA